AUGGCGGACGACAUCUCACGACACAACGACCGCAUCGAGAUCGAGGUCGAGAAGGAGAACACGGAAAAUCUCGAGCAUGUCACCGAGCAGCAGAAUGGGCUGCCGCACAUCGACCCGGCGCGUCGAGCGGCUGCCGAGAAGAGCCUCAAGCGCAAGCUCGAUGCUCGCUGUAGUCUGUUCGUGCUGAUCUACAUCAUGAACUACCUCGACCGGAACAACAUCUCUGCGGCCCGUCUGAAGGGUCUGCAGGAAGACCUUGGUCUGACCGACACCCAGUACUCGACCUGUUUGAGUAUCUUGUAUGUGGGAUACAUUCUGAUGCAGGUGCCCUCCAACAUGUUCAUCAACCGCAUCUCCCGGCCAUCCAUCUACAUCGCCAUCUCGAUGACCCUGUGGGGUCUGAUCUCGACUUGUUCCGGAAACGCAAAGAACUUUGGCCACAUGGUUGCCAUCCGUUUCUUGCUGGGUUUCGUGGAGGCUGCGUUCCUUCCCGGUGCCCUCCUUAUUCUGUCCAAGUGGUACACUCGCAAGGAGCUGACCACUCGGAAUGCCAUUUUGUUCUGUGGUAACCUCAUCUCCAAUGCCUUCUCCUCGCUGAUUGCUGCCGGUGUCCUGUCCAACAUGGAGGGUGUACUUGGUCAUGCUGCCUGGCGUUGGCUGUUCUGGAUCGAGGGUGCUAUUACCAUGACCAUUGCCGUCUCGGCUGGCUUCAUCCUACCUGAUCUGCCCACCAACGCCCGUGGCUUCACCGAAGACGAGCGUCUUGUGGCGCAGAUCCGUAUCCUGGAGGAUGUUGGUGAGGCCGAUACCGACUCUGAAGAGCAGAGCCCCUUCACUGGUCUCAUUAUGGCCCUGAAGGACUACAAGAUCUACAUCAUGAUGCUGUCUUUCACUGCCUACGUUGUGGGAUUGUCUUUCAACGCUUUCUUCCCCACUCUCACCGGUACCCUCGGAUUCUCCGAGAUCCCUACCCUGCUUUUGAGUGCUCCCCCCAUGGGUCUUCUCCUGUAUCUUCUCCGUCAUCAACGCCUGGCACGCCGAUCGAACCCAGGAAAAGGUCAGUCCCAUCCUCUUUACCAACAUCACUCCGAAUCUCCAACUAACUCAUCCCAGAUCUGGCACAUCUACGGCCCAAUCGUAAUGGGUCUUGUCGGUUUCAUUAUCAGCAUGUCCACCCUAAACGUCGCGGCCCGCUACGUCGCCCUCUUCCUGCAAGCCGGUUCCUACGCGGGAUUUAUCGUGUUCUACUCCUGGAUCAGUUCCUCCUUCCCCCGUCCGCCCGCCAAGCGAGCCGUCGCGUUGGCCCUCAUCAACGCCUUCAGUCAGCUCGGUAACGUCGCCGGCUCAUACGUGUGGGACCUUUCGGAGAACGGCUACCGCAAGAGCUACGGUAUUGUCACUGCCAUGUUCGGCAUCACGAUUGUCGGCUUCUGGCUCUUCCGCAUGAUCCUGGUCAAUCUCAACAACAAGCUUGCUGAGGCCGAAGAGUCGACCGAUGAGUCACAGGCUGGCGACUUUAUUGUUAGUGCCAACGAGUCUUUGUGCAUGCGCAAGGGCUUCAGAUAUCUGGUGUAA
Molecule: messenger RNA, 1575 nt
Organism: Penicillium argentinense
Lineage: Eukaryota; Fungi; Ascomycota; Eurotiomycetes; Eurotiales; Aspergillaceae
Exons: 2
Coding region: 1-1575 (524 amino acids)
Biological process (GO): transmembrane transport
Cellular component (GO): membrane
Molecular function (GO): transmembrane transporter activity
Source: RefSeq, a predicted model, not a curated record